UCGCUCGCCAGUGAGGUGGUUCUGUCUGGCCUGUCCGGCUCCUCCCCCUCAGUGUUGCCCUGGUGCCCGCCGCGUGGUGCCCCAGACCCCCCGUGCCCCGUUGUAGUGCUUCGUGUGACUCUUGCACUCACACCACUCGUUGGCUCCUCCGUGUGCGUGUGUGCCUGUGAUUUUGCGUGUGCAUUGCGUGUGCGUUUGUUGAUGUGCGUGUUCAUAUUCAUCGUGUAAAGAAUCGACGUGUUUGCCGCAAGUCUAAAAAAAAACGUGAGCUUUUUCGAAGAUUACUGAUUGAACAGGAAAAAAAAACUUUUUAUUUCAAUUAAGAACCUAAAAAGUACUUAAUAUCUGAACAGCAGUGCCAUAGAAAAGGCAAAAUUAGGAAGUUCUGUAUACAAAGUUGCUAUGAUGAACAUUAAACUAAAGAACUUCAACUGUAAAAAGAAAGACAACUGCUGAAACUGAACAAAUUGUAAAGAAAAAACAGAAUAAAACUAUGCCGCAUGAAGGAAAAAAACAUGAUCAUAAUGGAAAGUUAUGAAGCUUCGUAGCGCGUGCCGACUCGUUCCCGGAGCUGUGAGGGUUUGCUCUGCGGGUUUGAAGCUCCGACACCCUUCAUCAUGAGGCUCCGAGACUCCAGUGGCCGACACCGCCGCUCCUCCCUGUAUGGCUACCCCUCGUCGACGUUGCUGCCCUCUGGUGGCUCAGUGGGAGGCAUGCGGCCCAGGGUCAACAAGCUGCAAACUCUGGAGGCCAAGAUGGCGAGCAUCGAAGUGUCCUUGGGGUGGAAGAGGAGGCGGGAGGCGCUGCUGGAGACGCUACCUAGAGCCGCCAGGGACUUGGUGCGGGAGCUUGACGCCCUCCAUCAGGCUCUAAGAGAUAAAGACACCGUCAUACAGUCUCUCAAGACGCAGAUCACCAACCUUGGCGGGACGGUGGGCGGCGGAGGGGAAGGCGGCGGUGCACUGACGGAGACGGAGCGGAGGAGCGUGCAGGACAGGUUAGCAAAGGUGCAGAGCGAGCUGGACUCUAAACGCGUCACCGUCAAGAACCUAAAACUAUCCCUGGAGAAAAUCGACAUUACUGAUAACAUCGACGUAAGGAUUCGUGCCGCUGAGUUAGAGUAUGAGUUGGAGAGGGAAGAACUCAACAUUCUGAACCUGAAGGAGGAAGCAAAUGUUCUCAACACCCGCCUUCAGGAAAACACCCCCUCCCCUGCUGUCAAUGGCACGCCGGGAAAGAAUUCUUCGUUCCACUCCCUGUUGACAUCGGCAGGUGGGGCAGCGGCGUUGGGAGGCGCCUCGCUGCUUAGCCUGAGUGUGCCACACACACCUGGCAAUCCACCCUUUCACGUGACACCACGCCCUCCGCUGGGAUGUGUCAUCGACUGGGCCACGGACGACACACGGCUCAAGAAGGGCGACAGGCUGGUUGAGGUGAACGGCGAGAGCGUGGUAGGGUGCGGGCUGGAGCAGGUCACGCGGGUCAUGGCUGGCGCAACGCUACUUAAUCUUGUCGUGGCGCGGCCCAUCACAGGAACUGGUGGACGCAAGUCAGAAGAUAGAGGAAAGGAAAUGAAGGAGCUUUCAUCUAAAUUAGACAAGACAAUGAAGGAGAAAGACUCAUACAAGAGUGACAAUACUCGGCUCAGUCACCGCAUAAGCUACUUGGAAGAGCAGGUACUGGAGCUGCAGAAUACCCUCUCCCGCACACGUGAGUCAGGGCGAACCCCAGCUGAGGGUGAGACCAUUGUUACCACAUCCCAUCAACCUGGAGCCACAGUCAUCCAGGUGUUCCAGAAGGGUGAGCAGCGCUUGGCUGUGGCAAGUCCUGAGCUGGGGAAUGGAGAAUUAGAGCAUGCACAACAAUAUCCAACUCUACCCCGUAUCAGGUCCCCAGACUCUUCCCUCUCUUCUCCUACCUCAUGUUCUUCUUCCUCCUCUUCUGCUUCCUCUGACCCCCACCACAACCAUCAGCACUCCACCAAAGGACUGGGAGUCCCAUCAAAGCAACCCAAUACUGAACACCACAAGAGAGUUCUGUCCCCAAGACCUGAAUCAAAGAAUGAGGACUCUCGGCCGCCCUCCCGUACUAAACCCAUACCACCCAAGAAGCCAGAGCGCCUCAGUCUGCAGCGAACCACCAGCUUGCAGAACGUGGAGGAGGGGCCCACAAACGUCUCACUUCCUUCACGUUCCACCUCCACCACAUCUACCUCACGACACCACCACCCUCUCCAGGCUUGGCCCUCUCUUGACACUGACAUUCAUUGUCAAGAACGUGACCUCUCUUCCCAAGUCUUGUGUGAUAGAAGUCGUGAGAGACCAGAUUACCACAGCCAUGAAAGUAUCUAUGAGAAGCAACAAGAAUUGCCACCCCCUGACUAUACUAGUUCCUGGGGCCAUGACCACCACCUCUGCUCCAGCAGUGGUGGUGGGGUUGGGGGUGAUGGCAGCGUAAUGAUGGUGGUGAGCGCUAGUCCCAUUGUUACUGGUGAAUCCCUUGGUCGUCGGCCAACUCCUCAAGGUGCUUCAGCCACCACAGUCACCACCACAACCACAACCCUCAAUGAAAGGCCCCGUCUCCACCACCACCACUAUAACCGCCAGCAACCCAGUACCCGCCGGCCCCUCUCCCCAGAUGCCUCCUACCACCUGGACUCUCACAUUCCUGGGAGUCACGAAGAUCCUAGGGAGAUCUACAGUCACACCACUACUACCACCCACUAUAGUGCUGCUACUAACCAUUCCCACCACCACAGGAGCAGUCACCUUCAUCACCAUGACCACAAUUCUCACCAAAGGGUAUCUGCACUGAGCCACCACAGUCACUAUACUAUGCACAGUCCCCCCACACCUGUGGCUUCCCGUAACUCUACCACUCUCACCAUGGCUGCAAGCCCUCGUCCUCAUGAACAGUGGUGCUGAGAGAGAAGGGAGGCAUCCACAUAUACCUGCAAAUAAUAAAACCAUUUCAAUAGUUUUCACAUGUACCUGAAACCCACAGCUUAUGUAAUCAAGGCAAAAAGUGAUCACACGUGUAUACAGAAGAAAUAAUUGCUCAUAACACUGGCCAGUAAGAAAAUCUUCCUUGGUUACGAAAUCCACUAACAUGACAAUGAAGACCAACACAAAAUAUGGGCAGCAAUAUCAUCAUUAAUAUUCUUGAAGUGUUCUUUUGAGCUUAAAUGAUUACUCCCAGCUAUAGAACAAAUGUUGGCCAAGUAAUGAAUAUUUGAUUCAUAGUAAGGUGGUGAGAAUGAAUAUAAUGGAUAUUUGAUUUUUAGGAAUAUGGUGAGAAUGAAUCGGAGUUCUAUUUUCACUGAGUACCAUCUUUUGAGUUGGUGGAUGGGUUUGCAAGUUUCCAUUACACACACCUUAAGAGGCUGUGUGUGGUACUACAUGACUAGCUACUACUACUACAAUUACUACUAGGGAUAUAAAAGCUCACCCAGUGAUCUCAUUCAGGCUAAAUAUUUGUUUAGUGCAGUUAUGAGACUACUGCAGCGCUUGUACUAUUGUAAGAGCUAUUUGUCAGCAUGUAUAUAGUUUUGUACAGUUUAGCUACCCUAACUCCAGCUGAGUAUGUCAAGCUGUAUGGUAAGUAAAAAAAAAUGAAAGUAAUGAUUUGUAUAUAUUUAUUGAAAAGAUAUGUAAAUAGCAUUCAGUAAUACUGUACUUUAAAAUCAAAUUUCUAGGAAACCUGUGCAAAUGAACAUGCAGAAAGUCAAUAAAAAAAACACUUCAAUAAAAUCA
Portunus trituberculatus (swimming crab) is the source of this 3752-nucleotide messenger RNA. RefSeq lists its product as uncharacterized. Gene Ontology annotation, molecular function: protein binding. The record is from RefSeq and is a predicted model, not a curated record. The transcript is spliced from 11 exons. The coding region runs from base 618 to 2924 and encodes 768 amino acids. Lineage: Eukaryota; Metazoa; Arthropoda; Malacostraca; Decapoda; Portunidae.